AUGUUAGAAGAUGAGAUUGAUCCAGGGGAGGCACCAGAUAAACGAAAGAAAACCCGGUAUCACUACUACCAAAAUUGCUACCCUUCAAACUCCAUACCCCUCCGUCUGAAUCGCACACCAUCCUCCUCUUUGGUUCCGCGUAUCAAACGCUCAUCCCAUACUUUUCCACCGAUAACUCAUAGACCUCACCACCUCCAUUUCUCUCUGUUUUCCGCAACGUCCAACAUCCGCUUACCAUCCUCACCUAUUGUGAACAACACUUCACCUCAUUGUCAAACCGCAAGCUCCCUCCGAACAGAGCAGCUGCCAUUCACGGUACCCCUGUCACCGCAAGCUGCCAUUUCAGUAACACUUCCUUCACCAUUUUUCACUUAA
This is a messenger RNA of Vicia faba (fava bean), 375 nucleotides long. NCBI's taxonomy places the organism in Eukaryota, Viridiplantae, Streptophyta, Magnoliopsida, Fabales, Fabaceae. The record is from the annotation of a GenBank genome assembly.